CAGUUACUGCUCCCACCAUGCUCAGCAAGUGUCCAGACCUCCUGUGCAUUUAGAUGCCCAUAACCACAUGAUCAGGUUAUGUGAUCAUACUCAGCUGCAGUUUACAUACCUAAACCAGUGACAGUUGAUCAGCUUUAGAAUGGCAGUCAAUUUGUGCUCAAUGACACCACUUCCUUUCCUUCUUAUGCUCCUGCUCACCAUUUUACGUAUGCUCCACUUGUCCUUGUUACAGAUGAAGAAUAUAGCCCAGGUGGAAACUAUUCUACUGACCAAAACAGCUCAAGAUGUCUUCUGCUUUUCUCGAACCUUUGAAGAUCUCACCUGUUUCUAUGAGCCAACACAUGUUAAAGGAGCUUAUCGAUUCUUCUAUACAUACGAAGGAGAUAAAAGCCGAGAAUGUCCUCUAAUCUCUAUGAAAAAUAUAGAUGGAAGUUGGCGCCACAUCUGCAUAUUUCCUGAAAACUAUUAUGGCAUUCAGCUCUAUGAACUCAAUGUUGAAGUGUUGGAUAAUGUUAGUAAUCACACCAUAAUCUCACAUAUCUCAGAUGAUAUCCUCAGAAGAGAAGAUAACAUUUUUCACACCAAUCUAUUCCCAGAAGAGAGGGUCCUCAUUGCUCCACCAACAAAUAUAACAGUUGAGUGGCCAGGGAUUGCUCAACAGUUGGUUGUAAAUUGGAUGCCUCCAUCUAUCAGCUAUGCAGAUUUCUUGAUUUAUGAAGUUCUUAUGGUGUUGAGGAUUCAUUCAGCCACCAUUCAGGGUAUGGUUAAUGUCAGGAAAAAUGGCUUUGCUAUAAUGGCUGGAAUUGAAGUGAAAAACAGCUAUAUAUGCCAGCUCAAGAAUCUACUUCCAGGGCAGCAAUACCACAUCCAAGUUCGCUCCAAACCUGAUGGCCUUUCUCUUGAUGGCAUCUGGGGACCCUGGUCUCCAGCAGUGACAGCAGAAACACCCCACCUUCCAGAGGCAAUUGGUCUGCACUGCUUCACUCUGGACUUGUAUCAAUUACACUGCCAGUGGAACAAGAAGUCCCUGAGAUCUGGCCCUUUUCACAGCGUCUUGUACUGGAUGGAAAGCAACAGCAGCAGCACAAGAAGGCAAAUCUGGCACAAAUGUAAGAAGGAAGAUCCUGCUUCCUGCACAUGCACCUUCCAGCCUAGCAACACCCAUUACCUUUCUGUCCUGGUGACUAUCAGCCAGGGUGAGCAAGAGGUCAGCUACUUUGAAGAGCCAUUCAAACUGUACCAUGUGGGUAAGAAUUUUCAGCAUCUCUUGGCCUCAGCACCAUCAGGACUUUCAGCUCAAAACAGUGAGCUGUCCUGGGCUGGUCUAGCAUCAAAAGAACAUCAAUAUCAGAAAAUAUGCAAUACUAUUAAUAUUGCACUGUUGCUGCUUGAUGAUAUGUUUUCCACUCCGAUUCUACAGGUGCAGUACUCAAACACCAGUGAAAUUCAUCUGGCCACCCAGGAUCGCUACUGCGUUCAACUGCGUACCCAGCCAGAUGGCCAAAAGUUCCGUGGGGACUGGAGCACCUGGUCAGAAUUAGUGUGUAUUGAAGUCCCACCUGGUGCAGAUUCAGUGAUUAUGAUCGUGGCCAUUACACUCUUGCUGUGUGCAGGACUUGUGCUGGGACUGGGCUUCACCUGCCUCUCCAACUGCAGUAGUGUGAAACAAAAGCUCUGGCCAGAGAUUCCAGACCUACAUCAUGUCCUAGAUGGAUUCUUCAAGGAUAAUGACAAGCAGCAGCAGGUAAACUCUUUAUUUUGCAAUAAAAUGUUGGAGGAUGUGCCUUUGACUUGCUUGUUGGAAGUACUAUCUGAGAAACCCCUGGAAACAACCAGCUUUGACCCUUUGCUAGAUAUGAGUUCAGCGGAACAGGCAGAAUGGGGCAGCCAGCCUUCUUCCCAUCAGCACUACAUGGUGCUGAGUUCUAAUAAUCCCCAAAGCAGCCACCAUGAAAAUGAAUACUUUGAUGACACAAAUGAUAAUGGAAAUGCUUUCCCACAAUCCUUGGAACAUGAUCUAAGUGUAACCUCAGAGUCAAUGACGCAAAUAACUCCCUUCACCUUAUUGAAUGUACUAUCAGAGAUUAAAGAAAAAAGAAGGCAGGAAAUUUCUGAUGACCAAAACACAUCUGUCACUGACAUUUCAAACCAGACAUAUUUGCUAAUGGGCUGAUUGUGUCUAUCAUUAGAGGAUAGCUCUAUGAGAAAUUAUUAGGCCCUGUGGAAGUUUGUAUACAAUACAAUACAAUUUUCAAUUGUAAGGCAUCUGUGUAGCCAGUACUCUUCAAAUCUGUUUCUUAUAGACCAACUGAAUUUAGCAGCUGAUUGUACUAGAGCAGAUUGGGCAGUUUUUCAUGGCCUAAAGCUACCUUGAAUUUUUGGAAGGCAACGAUGGAAAGUGACUAGAACUGUACUCAGGACUCACUUUGGUUUGAAAGGGGAAAAAAAUUACACUACAAUGUUUCUGUGUUUCUCAUUUCAGAAUGGCAGGCAAUCAUACUGCCAAAUUCUGAUACAGAUGGCUGAAAGUACCAUGGGUACUGCCAAAGGAUUUGAGGAUAUGUGCCCUCAAAUUAUCAACCAGGCAUUGAAUAGUGUUGUGGAGUUGAAUGUGGAAUUUUAUCUCAAGACAUGUCCACAUUGCAUCUGGUAACCACAGAUCUCCAAAAGCAAAGUGAUUCUUCAGCUGAGUCCCAGUGAUUUGUAUGUCAGCUUAAAAAAACAAGAUUUUAAAUACUUUUUCCAUUUUGAAGAAACAUGCAAACUGUGUUUUAUGGUAAUGAUGAAAGGGUUAUAGUAAUACACCUGC
Messenger RNA from Thamnophis elegans (Western terrestrial garter snake), 2809 nucleotides. It is a transcript of the gene MPL, whose product is annotated as MPL proto-oncogene, thrombopoietin receptor. Gene Ontology annotation, biological process: immunoglobulin mediated immune response; cytokine-mediated signaling pathway. NCBI's taxonomy places the organism in Eukaryota, Metazoa, Chordata, Lepidosauria, Squamata, Natricidae. Gene Ontology annotation, molecular function: protein binding; cytokine receptor activity. Gene Ontology annotation, cellular component: external side of plasma membrane. The record is from RefSeq and is a predicted model, not a curated record.